UCAGUGCAGAUCUGCUCUGCAAGUGAGCAGAGUGUGUUGAUUGGAUAAAGAGUGUGAGCAGCCUUUUAAAAUAGAUUAGAUGAAGUCUGUAGAUGGACCUUUGAGCUUGGCUUCUUUGGCUGAUCCAGAAUGCUAAGAAGAGGAUGAGUCCUCCAGGUCAUCUGAGACAUCUACGUGUCUUUGCUGCUGUCCCUCCCCGACAGCCCUCUUGUCCCACCGGGGCACCAUCUGCCUCACCAAGUUCCCCCCCUUGCCCCUGUCCGGGUCCCUCCCCAAUACCCUGCCCCCAAUAGUGGCCAUCCCAGAAGGGAGGAAAGGCGAGCCAGCCCCUGUAAAUAUGCCUGGAUGGAGGUCUCAGUGGCGUCUCGUCCUGCUGAACUCCCUGACCUGUGGCCUGGAGAUCUGUGUGGCAGCUGGGAUCACAUACGUGCCCCCACUGCUGCUGGAGGCUGGAGUGGAGGAGCGCUACAUGACCAUGGUACUAGGUAUUGGUCCAGUGCUUGGCCUCCUGUUCAUACCUCUGAUUGGCUCAGCCAGUGACCAUUGCAACAGCAGUUACGGCAGACGACGGCCUUUCAUCUGGCUGCUGUCUUUAGGAGUUCUGAUAGCUCUCUUCAUCAUUCCCCAUGCCGACGUCCUGGCUGCACGCCUCGCCUGGGGCGGGCAGACCCUCCAGGUGGGCUUCCUUAUCUUUGGGGUUGGACUCCUUGACUUUUGUGGACAAGUGUGCUUCACUCCGCUGGAGGCUCUUCUGUCGGACCUCUAUCGGGACGAGGAGGACUGCAGUCAAGCCUUCGCCAUGUUCUCCUUCAUGGUCAGCUUGGGAGGCUGUGUGGGCUAUUUGCUGCCAGCUCUGGACUGGAGCAGUGGGCUGCUGUCUCUUUACCUAGGAGGCCAGGCAGAGUGCCUCUUCUCCCUCCUCAUCUUCAUCUUCGUCUCCAGCGUGCUCAUCACCAUGAAGGUGUCUGAGGAACCCGCCAGCAGUGGCUUGGUGGGAUCUGGAUCUUUACUGGAGUCUGGAGCGGGGGUCAUAGACCCCGGCCGGUGCGGCGUGCCGCGCUCAUGCUGCUACCUGCUGAAGUGCAAGCUGAGGCUGCUGAAGUUUGGACCUUUGCUGUGCCUGCUGAGGACGUGUUGGUCCAUGACGCCAGCCAUCUACAGGAGCUACUGCCAUGUCCCGCGAGUGAUGAGGCAGCUGUGUGUGGCUCAACUCUGCAGCUGGAUGGCUGUCAUGUCCUUUAUGCUUUUUUACACAGACUUUGUGGGGGAAGGCCUUUAUGAGGGCGUGCCCAGUGCAUUACCAGGAAGUGCGCCCAAGCAAAGAUACAAUGAAGGUAUCCGUAUGGGCAGCCUGGGCCUGUUCCUGCAGUGUGCUACCUCAACCUUCUUCUCCUUGGUCAUGAGUCGUUUGGUUCGCCAUGUCGGCUCGCGGUGGGUCUACAUGAGCAGCAUGGUGAGCUUCACAGUCUCCGCUCUGGUCAUCUGCCUGUCCAAAAGUGUGGUCUUGGUCACUAUAAUGGCGGCCCUCACUGGCUAUGCGUACGCCACACUGCAGACUCUGCCCUACACACUCACCUGCCACUACCACAAGGAGAAAGAUAUCUAUAUGCCAAAAAGGAAAACUAAAAGCAUGCAUAAAAAUGGCAUUGCAACCAAUCGGGAUUCUGUGUAUUUGACUCCUGUGGAAGAGGAGGCUGGAGUGAACCACAAAUCCAAACAACCUUACGGGCAUGCCUUCUUCAACCAGGACAGUUAUGAGUACUACCCCAGUCCACACGGCCAGAACGGCUCGUCUCACAGCCCCGGGGGCGCUGACCAGGAGGAGGCCGAGUCAGGGUAUGAGAAACGUGGUGUGGGUUUGGACUUUGCCAUCUUAGACAGCACCUUCCUCCUCUCUCAGGUCUUCCCCACCCUCUUCAUGGGCAUGAUCGUUCAGUUCUCACAGUCCGUCACUGCCUAUGUCGCCUGUUCUGCUAUCUUUGGUGCCAUCGCCAUCUACCUGGCCAGUCAAAUCAUCUUUGACCAAAAGGACCUCAAAAGCUAAGACUUGGAUGCAAAAGAUGUGGGAGUCCACUGAAUCACAAAUAAUCAAUCAAUCAUUCAGGUUCCGUGUGCGGAACUCAACAAUGCACUACUGUUCCCAGAAUGCCUUGCUCUAGUACCGCCUGUUUGUUUUUAGGAAAGCUCUGCAGGGGGAAGAGUGUGUUGGGUUACAAGAGAAAGCAGUUAACAAAAGAAAAUGUUACACAAGACAUGUUGUCUGCCAAUCAUGUUUCUGAGUUGGAGCAGGUAUUGUUACCUGUGUUACUCUCUAUACUGAAUGCAAUUGAAUUCUAUAGAAAUCUCUCUAAAAAAUACUUUUUUUGUUGUUUUUUUCUGUCCGAUCGUGUUUUCUCUCAGGUACCAUGAACAGAUUUACUGUAGAACUCAUCCACCUCAGAUGUACACCUUUUUAACCUUUUAAUCUUUUUAAUGGUCUUAUCCUGAGCUAUCCACUAUUUUUAAAACUACAGACUGUUUUGUACUCAAAACAACAUGUUAAACACAUUGUUGGCUUAUACAUCUGCAGCAUCAUGAAGCCAAUCUGGAUGCUGGUUAUCAUUUUAAUGAGACAGCAGAAUGGACAAACUAAUGCAUUGUUUUUACCUAUUCAGAAAUUAGAAUUACAAAUAGGACCAUUUGUCUAUCCAGGAUAAAAUAAAAACACUUAAGGGGUCCCCCAGUGAUUAAGCAUUGCCAACAUUUCCCAUAAUGCAACCCUAUAUAACCUUUCCCUUUCCUGUUGUUAUAUACAUCAUCAUUUAAACCCCAUGUCCUCACUUUGUAAUGCAGUUUUUCUUUUGACUGUUUGAUAUUUUAAGGCUAACACAAGAUAACCCUGAUGACAUCACUAUGGGAUUCAUGGUUAUUUUCUCAAACUUGACAAAGCUCCUUCAGAGCCACAAAUUACAUCAUACAACAGUUUCCACAUGCUGGCUAGUCAGGCCGUCCUCACCCAGAACAAAACGCUGUGUAGCCGCCUGUUACAUCCAAUAUUUACGCUUAUUGUGGCGUCAAACUCUUGUGACCACAGUAAUUAUAACGAGAGCAGAAGAGGAUGUUUUACACAGUGCCCAACUUUUUUUGAAUCCAAGUAUAAAGAAGGACAAAAUCCACAUAGGAAGUGGAUGAAUGGGUCAAAUAAACACACAACUCUUACCCAGGAGACUGGUGGUUUCCCAUGUGAAACCAAAAGUUGACGUUGAGUUGUUUUUACUCAUGUAGGCAACUACGUAACAGAACUAGGUCAUCAACUCACUUUAAAUCCGUUUCUCAACCAAGUAGUUUAGUACUUAAACCUAACCAAGCACUUCCAGUUUACAACCUUAACCAUGUUUCAACCACUUCAUUGGAGUACCAGUUGGCAAAGUCGUACUCUCCAUCACAAGUUACCUGACCUUUAUGUGUACCCCGUUAGAGAUUAAGCUGCAUCUAUUAAUUACUGAAGAGUUUACUGUAAAUAUUUGUAUACAAAUUUACUGUAUAUCCCUAUGGGAAUUAUGUUAUGCAACCUGUUGAGGUGAGGUUUUGGACUGUGGUGGUUUAAGAAUGAAGCCGUUUACAGAAACUGGAAAUGUUGCAUCAAGCGUCUACAGUCUUGAUCAACAGGAAAUAGCUCGUCUAGUGGACAGCUUAUCCUGUCCAUCUUCGCUUCUGAUCAGGACAGUUGUCUCAGGUUAGUACAUUGUUCCAUCCUGUCCUUAUGACACUGAUAAAACUCUUUCCUUGCUGCCUAAACCUCCAUGUUUUACUGUACUCUCAAAUGACAAUCUAGGACACCCAGCUAGGCUUGUUACAUAAUGCUCUAUGUAAACAUUCAGGUGGAUGUCUGAUGGAAGCUCACUUCAUAGCACCCAUUCCUGAAAGACCAAAAAAAAAAAGUAGUGCAGUAAAUGGAAAUAUUUGGUUACUGAAAAUGAUGCGAGAGUAGUUGCUGUAUAUUGAUGGGCUGAAGGCCAAACAGUGUGUGCAUGCGUGUGUGAGUGUGAACAUAAUAUGGAGGACAGACAGUCAGAAAGCUUGAGUAAUAUUUAAGUGUGAGGCUAAUGAAAAGUGAUAUGACUCGAGUGUGUGCAGUUUCUUCACAGCGGUUAUAAUAAACCGGACUGCCUUGCCCACAUGAUGCUGUAUGUUACGAUGUAUUGCGGCCUUCAGUCGGUGUAAACGCCAAAACAAUGCUUGUUUUCACCACAUGUAAGUGAGUUUGUUUGAGUGUUUUGUAUCCAGGUUGUCUGAUCCUCCAGAGGGAGGUAAUGAAUUAGGUUCAACAGAAACAAAUGGUCCUGGAGGAUCUUAUUGCCUGAGGAGCACUCAGCAUGGGAAAAGUAAAAAACGUCAGAGAGUUUGUUUGUUUGUCAUGUUGACGCCACUGCAGAGAAACACUCCAGCAACUGAAUUAUCCUUUUCACCCUGAAAUGCACAGGAAAAUAUUGUCUAGCAGUAGCCGAGGUUGUUUUACAAGUGCCUGUACAUUUUCCAAACAUUUUUGUACAUAUGUAUUUAUUUAUUAUGUUUUUAUUACAAAAUAGCACGUAUAAAAAUAUUGGCCUCUUUGGCAUCUUUCAGAGGUGCAAUGGGGAAGGCUGUCUCUGUGAAAAAGAUAAAUUAUUUGUAUAGAUUUGGUAUAGAAGCAUCAUCAAACUAUAAUUUAUUUUAUCAUAACCCACUUUGUCCUGUAGCUUUGAUAACAUCACAGAGCAUAUUGUAGAUGAAGUCCUCCCUGUGGUCAUUAUUAAUAACAGAAAAAAGAAAAAAAGCAUUUUCCAGUCACAGAACUGAGAUUCUUUGUGUUUUGUUUGUUUGUUUUUACUGGUGCAAAUAGGGAAACUUCAUCAUUUUGUCAAUAUGGCUUUAUCUGCAUCUAAUGUAACCACUUGUUUGUUCUUAUCUGAGAUCUGUGUUAUUGUUAAAGCUAACAGAAACAAUCCAGAUAUCUUUAACUGUUCGGGUGGAGUUGUUUUCAGUCCCUGCUGCGCUCAACCAAAUGUUCUGUUUUAUUUCUGACAAAAAAAAGUGCCAAUGGUCUGACUGUUGUGGCCAGAAGUCAUUGUGUUUUGAUGUGCUGAUCUGUUUUUUUUUUUUUGUUUGUUUUGUUUUAAUAAUGUUAUGUCAUUUUAGUCACCUGUGUUAUUGUCAUAAAUGCAUUCAGCCAUAACAAAAAUCUGUAAUUCAAUUUCAUUUGACAUCCAUCAGAUUGUGUAUAAAUAUGCAGUUACCAAAUAGAUUUUAUACAAAAUAAAAGAACUGCAUUGUUAAUGA
Molecule: messenger RNA, 5298 nt
Organism: Centropristis striata (black sea bass)
Lineage: Eukaryota; Metazoa; Chordata; Actinopteri; Perciformes; Serranidae
Gene: slc45a3
Product: solute carrier family 45 member 3
Exons: 6
Coding region: 338-2044 (568 amino acids)
Cellular component (GO): membrane
Molecular function (GO): sucrose:proton symporter activity
Source: RefSeq, a predicted model, not a curated record